Puccinia graminis f. sp. tritici CRL 75-36-700-3 is the source of this 567-nucleotide messenger RNA. RefSeq lists its product as uncharacterized. The transcript is spliced from 4 exons. Lineage: Eukaryota; Fungi; Basidiomycota; Pucciniomycetes; Pucciniales; Pucciniaceae. Gene Ontology annotation, biological process: tRNA splicing, via endonucleolytic cleavage and ligation. Bases 76 to 462 code for a protein of 128 amino acids. Gene Ontology annotation, molecular function: nucleic acid binding. The record is from RefSeq and is a predicted model, not a curated record.
ACCCGAGAGGCACUUGAGCAGGAGGAAAAGUUUACGGAAGAAGUGAGAGUUGGAGUGGAUGAGGCACGACACGGCAUGAGCGAAGAAACGAAUGAGCGAACACUGCGGGAAGCGGCCGACGAGGUACCGGCCCAAGCGGCCUCCCUGCUCCAUGCAUUCUCCGAUCUCACCGCUGCUCAAGGAUGGAAACACGUCAAGGUCCAGACUUUCCCAACCGGUCGACCGUCUCCAUCCCGUCUCGCUAUCCUCCGAGGAACUCCCUCACCUUCCGGCGGCGAAAGGAUCGUCUACCCAAUGUCCUUACACCAACCAACCAAUUUCCAAACAUUAUCGGAAAUUUUCCCAGCGAUCGGUUUAGGACCGGGUUCGAAAGUAUUACUAGCGAUAGUCUCUAGUGAUUCUUCGAUUGUAUAUUAUGAGCUCAGCGAAGGCAUUGUCUCUCCCAAGGAAGUGCCCGAGUAAUCGCCAUUGGUCCAUGUUGGCAGGACAGAAAACCUCUCAAUAGCACACAUGCCGUCAUUGCAGACUGGGCAUACCCCUUGAGGUUCCAGCUUGUCAAGGCAUACA